CUCUGCAUGUUUCUAAUAAGCUCCACGAGCAGAAACGUGCUCAAACUAGGAUCAAUAUUGGAGAUGCUUUUGAAAAAUGGAGAGAGGUUAGAACACAGAAAGGUUUACAGACCCAUGCAGAGCUGGAUAAACACUGAAGCUUCAGUGAACCCUGACCCUAUAUAAAUAUGAGAACGAUACUUUGCAGCAGAUGAUGUGUGCUUCACUGACUCUCUUCCCUUGAUGUUUUCUCCUGCAGGUACCUGAUGAAUGUGACGUUCGAGGGCCGUAACCUGUCGUUCAGCGAGGACGGAUACCAGAUGCACCCAAAGCUGGUCAUCAUCCUGCUCAACAAAGACAGGCAGUGGGACCGGGUGGGUAAAUGGGAGAACGGCUCCCUCUCCAUGAAGUACCACGUGUGGCCUCGCUACGAGCUGUAUGGAGGGGCGGCGACCCGGGAAGACGACCACUUGUCCAUCGUGACCUUGGAGGAGGCGCCAUUCGUCAUCGUGGAGGACGUGGACCCUCUCAGCGGGACGUGCAUGAGGAACACGGUGCCCUGCAGGAAACAGAUCAAAACACUCAACCAGACCAAGGACUCGGGGAUCUACAUAAAGCGCUGCUGUAAAGGUUUCUGCAUCGACAUCCUGAAGAAGAUCGCAAAGACCGUCAAGUUCACCUACGACCUUUACCUGGUCACCAACGGCAAACACGGCAAGAAGAUCAACGGGACGUGGAACGGCAUGGUGGGAGAGGUGGUGUUGAAAAACGCUCACAUGGCCGUCGGCUCUUUGACCAUCAACGAGGAGAGGUCGGAGGUCAUCGAUUUCUCCGUCCCCUUCAUCGAGACGGGGAUCAGCGUCAUGGUCUCCCGUAGCAACGGCACCGUUUCACCCUCAGCUUUCCUAGAGCCCUUCAGCGCCGAUGUGUGGGUGAUGAUGUUCGUGAUGCUGUUGCUGGUGUCAGCAAUGGCGGUGUUUAUAUUCGAGUACUUGAGCCCUGUGGGCUACAACCGCUGUCUGGCUGAUGGCAGAGAGCCUCACGGUCCGUCCUUCACCAUCGGUAAAGCCAUCUGGCUGCUGUGGGGUCUCGUCUUCAACAACUCCGUGCCCGUGCAGAACCCUAAAGGAACCACCAGUAAGAUCAUGGUGUCCGUGUGGGCCUUCUUCGCCGUCAUCUUCCUCGCCUCCUACACCGCCAACCUGGCCGCCUUCAUGAUCCAGGAGGAGUACGUGGACCAGGUGACCGGUCUGUCCGACAAAAAGUUCCAGAGUCCCAACGACUUCUCGCCUCCGUUCCGGUUCGGCACCGUCCCGAACGGCAGCACGGAGAGAAACAUCCGCAACAAUUACCCCGAGAUGCACGGCUACAUGACCAAGUUUCACCAGAGGAACGUCAACGAGGCGCUGGGGAGUCUGAAGGCCGGUAAACUGGACGCCUUCAUUUACGACGCGGCCGUGCUGAACUACAUGGCGGGCAGGGACGAGGGCUGUAAGCUGGUGACCAUUGGCAGCGGCUACAUCUUCGCCACCACCGGGUACGGCAUCGCCAUCCAGAAGGAGUCGCUGUGGAAGAGGCACGUGGACCUCGCCAUCCUGCAGCUGUUUGGAGACGGUGAGAUGGAGGAGCUGGAGUCUCUGUGGCUGACGGGGAUCUGCCACCACGAGAAGAACGAGGUGAUGUCCAGCCAGCUGGACGUGGACAACAUGGCGGGCGUCUUCUACAUGCUGGGCGCCGCCAUGGCUCUGUCGCUCAUCACCUUCAUCUGCGAGCACUGGUUCUACUGGCAGCUGCGCUUCUGCUUCAUGGGAACGUGCUCGGGCCAGCCCGGCUUCGUCUUCUCCAUCAGCAGGGGUAUCUACAGCUGUAUCCACGGCGUGCAGAUCGAGGAGAAAAGCAGCUCUGCGCUCAACUCGCCGUCAGCCACCAUGAACAACACCCACUCCAACAUCAUGCGCCUCCUACGCACCGCUAAGAACAUGGCCACCCUGUCCGGGGUGAACGGCUCGCCGCACAGCGCUCUGGAUUUCAUCCGCCGAGAGUCCUCCGUGUACGACAUAUCGGAGCACCGGCGCAGCUUGGCGGGCCACUCGGACUGCAAGCCGCCGUACAUACCAGACGACAACAUGUUCAGCGACUACAUCAGCGAGGUGGAGAGGACGUUUGGAAACAUCCACCUGAAGGACAGUAAUCUGUACCAGGACCACUACCUCCACCACCAUGGAUCGGCACUUGGGCUCAAUGGACCGCCACCCAACAGGCCGCCAAGUUUGGGCAGCGCCAGUUCUCUGGAGGGCGGGAUGUUCGACUGUGACAGCCUGGGUGGAGGCGUGGCCCCGAUCUUCAGCACGCAGCCCUGCUCGGCUCUGACUCACAGGAACAUGAGCAAAUUUGACCUGCUGUCCGGACAGACCCCUCCCUCAGGACAGAGCUUCAAGGGAGGUCUGCCAGACCUGUACGGCAAGUUCUCCUUCAAGGGCGGCGCCUCCAGCUCCACCUACAUCCCCGGACACAACUACUGUGGAGGUCGUGGCGAGGACGAUGGGAAUAUACGGUCGGAUGUGUCGGACAUUUCUACGCACACAGUCACCUACGGGAACCUGGAGGGUAAUGCCAAAAAACGCAAACAAUACCGAGAUAGCCUGAAAAAGAGGCCGGCCUCUGCCAAGUCCAGACGAGAGCUGGACGAGAUCGAGCUGGGCUACCGGAGGAAACCGUACCACAUCAGCCACCACCACUACCACGGCCACCGCUCGGCCUCGCCGCCACUUUUACCCCCCGAACGGAAAAGAGGAAGUAGUGGCGGCGGGAACAACGAGGGUAACUCCUACGUCUUCAGAGAGAAGGAGAGCGUUAGGGAUUUUUAUUUGGACCAGUUUCGGCCCAAGGAGGGGGUCCCUCAGUGGGAACAUGUGGACCUCACAGACGGCCCCGGGAGCAGAGAUGGAGGCGUGGCGCCCUGCACCACCCUGGUCCCUGUGGACGAUUUUCUUAAGAGCAAACCUAAAAAGACAGAUUCUAAGGGUGGUGGAGGAUCUGGGCUGGCGGGGGGAGAGUGGGAGUGCAGGAACUGUCGGGCUAGUGGUGGGGGCAAACAGAUGUCCAUUCAUGGUAGCGGGUACGGUGGAGGUAUGAGCUGCGGGACCUCCGGAGGGGGAGGCAGCCGCCCCAGCUCUGCAACCUGCAUGCGCUGCGAGGGCUGUAAAAAGCAGCAGACAGGAAACCUCUAUGACAUCAGCGAGGACAACAACCACCUCUUGGAACAGAUGGGGGGAGGAAAAGGGGUCGGGGGAGGGGUAGGUCCUCCGUCUCAACCUCAGGGCCAGCAAAGGAGGAAGGGGGGAUUUGGCAAACCGCUGAGGCGACAGCACUCGUAUGACGCAUUUGUGGACCUUCAGAAAGAGGAAUCGGGAGGAAUGGGAAGUUUAAUGGGGAUUGGAGGUGUGGGGAUCGGGGGUCCGGGAAUGGGAGGGAUGCUGCCCCCACCCAGGAGCGUUAGCUUAAAGGAGAAAGAACGCUACAUGGACGGCACGAGCCCCUUUGCACACAUAUUUGAGCGUCACGGUGGAUCGGAGAGGGAGCGGGAAAGAGACAGGGACCCUUUGUUUUACGGAGGCGAGAGCCGUAAAGGACCCGGCUCGCCGUUUGGCCUGUUCAGGGGCGGAGACGGACUCCACCGCCGCUCCAUCGGAGAGAGAGACACGAGAGACAGGGAUCGGUCUCUGAUGGAAGGAGGCGGAGGGGGGUUCUCUUUAUCUAAAUCUCUUUACCCCGACCGGGUAAACCAAAACCCCUUUAUACCCACCUUUGGCGAUGAUCAAUGUCUGAUGCACGGCGCCAAACAAUACUACAUGAAAAAGCAACAGCAGCAGCAACAAGUCGCCAAAAACAGCCGAAGUGACUUCAGGAGCCAGAUGAGUACGACGUCGUAUCUACCGGCGUCCGCCUCGGCCGGAGUGAUGUCAAACGUGGCGCCCCGGUUCCCGAAAGAGCUCAGUCUUGGCGGGAUGAACCACCACGGGUCCAUGCUGGGCGUCGGCCCCCCUCGCCCCUUCAACGGAAGCAAUGGCCAUGUGUACGAGAAACUGUCCAGCAUUGAGUCGGACGUGUGAGAGAACAAGGAGAGGAGGAGGCAAAGGAGGGAAGGAGAGGAGGAGGGAAGGAGGGAAGGAGAGGAGGAGGCAAAAGGGGGAAGGAGGGGAGGAGUCGUCAUGUAGUGUACGGAGAUCAGGGAUGAUUUUAAAGACACUGUCCAUGCACUGCGACCUCGGCCCAUAUUGGGACAGAAAGACGAUGUGGGGGGGGGGGGGUCUGAAAGGGGAGAGGGAGACUUGAAGGUUUUUGUAAGAAAUGUUCUUCAGAUUCAGGACGCCGUGAGGAGGAGGGGGAUGUAAGCGCUCUCUCAGAUUUGGCCAAAGUAACAGUUGAUUAACCCCUCCCCCUCCCCCCCCUCUCUUUAACGCCACAAACGCACUCAACUCCAAGUCCUUUCUUUCACCCACCAGAGAGGCAGAAGUCGACGCGCUCGGUUAUCACUACGAGGACGAGACAUCUCAUCUCGGUUUGAUCUCAGACGUGUGAGCGUGGUGCGAUGUGACGGCCGUCUGAGCGAGGAGCGAACUGCCCCAUCUGCCCCCGAUGUCACCUCAGAAAGGAGACAUGGUCACUUCCACUCGAGCCGCCACACGAGACAUGACGAGCGCCCCCCUCCCCCCCUCAGCUCGGCCUGGCCGUCUCUCUCCUCUCCUCCUCCUCGUCCCUGACGCCAAAAGAUCUGAUCUUGUUUGCUGUGAGAAAUACAAUCAUGAAUGAUAAUAAGAUAUUCUUAUAGAAAACACAGGGUAUAAGAACAACAUAAUAUUGAUAACAUUGUGAAUAACAAAGAUGUUAGUUCUGAUUAUGAUAACACUGAUUACUUUUUCUUGUUUUCUGUUCUCACUGCUGUUUUAGAAUCUGUGGUUGUAUCUCUGCUGCCCCUAGUGGCGGCAGCAGGAAGGUUGUUUUAAGUUCAACCAAACGAGCCAGAAAGACUUGAACUCUUCACUUUUCUUUUUGGAACAUUUGAUCCAUGCUCAUUCAUUUAUUUGCUCCUGGUUGGAAACAGGAUCUCAAAGACACGUUUGGAGCUGACAGAUCCUUUUUGUUGUUUUCAGACAUUACUAAUCAAUGCACACACACACACACACACACACACACACACACACACACACACACACACACACACACA
This is a messenger RNA of Labrus mixtus (cuckoo wrasse), 5206 nucleotides long. RefSeq names its product glutamate receptor, ionotropic, N-methyl D-aspartate 2B, genome duplicate a (gene grin2ba). NCBI's taxonomy places the organism in Eukaryota, Metazoa, Chordata, Actinopteri, Labriformes, Labridae. The record is from RefSeq and is a predicted model, not a curated record. Gene Ontology annotation, molecular function: NMDA glutamate receptor activity; transmitter-gated monoatomic ion channel activity involved in regulation of postsynaptic membrane potential. The transcript has 10 exons. Gene Ontology annotation, cellular component: postsynaptic density membrane; postsynaptic membrane; NMDA selective glutamate receptor complex. Gene Ontology annotation, biological process: excitatory postsynaptic potential; monoatomic ion transport; long-term synaptic potentiation. The coding region runs from base 246 to 4091 and encodes 1281 amino acids.